AGUCAACCGAAAACGAAAUGGCGGCAAGCCGCUACCGUAUCCAGAAGUUAUGGCUAUGGCGAUCAAACCCAAACGACCGAAGCAGAAAGGGAGCACACUCUCCUAUGAAACUUCUCUCUGCUUCCAUUCCAAUGGCCUUUACUAUACCCCUCACUUCGUCUCUCUAUCCUCGCUCCGUUGCUGCGAAACCUUUGAGCAUCGGUUCCUUUGAUUUCGGACCGACGAAGAAGAUCCGAGGACUUAGGGUUUCGGUUUGCAGAGCUGCUGCUGCUUCGUCGGUAGUGUUUCGAGAUCUCGACGCCGAUGAUUUCAGGCAUCCGCUCGACAAACAGGUGGAUUCUUAUCGAUCUCUCGCUGAACACGCUGAUUAUGAGGGCGAUUCCAGGGUUAAACGAAGUUGUAAAGGCUCUAUUAGGAACUGUUGCAGAGCAGGUUAUGCUUCUGGAGAAUAUAGGAACAUCAGUUCUUGUUUCCAAAAAUCAGCUUUCUGAUCUUCAUCAAUUAAUGGUUGAGGCUGCAGAAAUUCUGAGUGUUGAGGCACCUGAUCUAUAUGUCCGUCAAAGUCCUGUACCAAAUGCAUAUACUUUAGCCAUCAGUGGUAAAAAGCCAUUUGUUGUUGUUCACACAAGCCUUGUGGAGCUUUUGACCCGAGAUGAGUUGCAGGCUGUUUUGGCUCACGAGUUGGGUCACCUGAAAUGUGACCAUGGUGUUUGGCUUACAUUUGCAAAUAUUCUCACUCUUGGGGCCUAUACUCUACCUGGGCUUGGUGGGUUGAUUGCCCAGCGUUUAGAGGAACAGCUAUUCCGUUGGCUACGAGCAGCAGAGCUCACCUGUGAUCGUGCAGCUCUUCUUGUUGCUCAAGAUCCUAAGGUGGUCAUCUCUGUUCUUAUGAAAUUAGCUGGGGGCUGCCCUUCUUUGGCUGAUCAAUUAAAUGUUGAUGCAUUUUUGGAGCAAGCGCGUUCAUAUGACAAAGCUUCUUCAAGCCCAGUAGGGUGGUAUAUAAGAAAUGCUCAAACAAGGCAACUUUCACAUCCUCUGCCUGUUCUACGUGCUCGUGAAAUUGAUGAAUGGUCAAGAAGUCAAGGUUACUUGUCACUUUUGAAACGUGCAACUCAGAUCAAUUCUGUACAGAAGGUUUAGCAGUGGCCUGGCAAUAGACAUCAGUAUCUAAAUUCUAAAACAGCUUCAACAGGUCACAACUGAAUGGUUUGUCAUUGAUCGAUCCAUACUCUUAUUUUGUGCCUCAAAUCAAGACUGUAAAGUGGGAUUUACUCAGGGAGCAUGGAAGAUCGAUUGUAUUCCUGUAAAUUCUUGGCUUCUUUGGAUAGCUAAUAAAAUAAACCUAAGAAUGUGGAAAUAAUUCUCAAACAUUUUUUUUUUUUUUGAGGGGUUGGAGGGAUAUAAUUCUUAUGCAAGUAUAGAAGAUUUUUUAUGGUCAUUUUGUGGCAGUUUCCCACGCAGCCUUCUCUCAUGUUUCUCAGUUUGUAUUCUCUGAUGUUUAUAAAAAAUAAAUAGCAAUAUAUAUAUAUAUAUAUAUAUAUAUAUUUUCAAGCA
Messenger RNA from Malania oleifera, 1554 nucleotides. Its product is annotated as plastoglobule-localized metallopeptidase 48, chloroplastic. Gene Ontology annotation, molecular function: metalloendopeptidase activity. Gene Ontology annotation, biological process: CAAX-box protein processing. The coding region runs from base 304 to 1140 and encodes 278 amino acids. Gene Ontology annotation, cellular component: endoplasmic reticulum membrane. The transcript has 10 exons. Lineage: Eukaryota; Viridiplantae; Streptophyta; Magnoliopsida; Santalales; Ximeniaceae. The record is from RefSeq and is a predicted model, not a curated record.